CGUCGCUCCUACGAUCGCCUCUUUGCUCCCGAGAAGAUGCACUCCAAUGAGGAGGGAGGCUACGAUUCUGACGACUUUAUGUGAUUGCCAUUCAACCCAAAAAGAGAUAUGA
Molecule: messenger RNA, 112 nt
Organism: Dibothriocephalus latus
Lineage: Eukaryota; Metazoa; Platyhelminthes; Cestoda; Diphyllobothriidea; Diphyllobothriidae
Source: the annotation of a GenBank genome assembly